AUGAAAGUCAUGUUUUUGGCUGCGGUAGCGAGACCACGGUUUGACAUACAUGGAAAAGAAAUUUUUUCAGGUAAAAUCGGAAUAUAUCCUUUUGUUACUAAAGAGCCAGCCAGGAGGAGUAGCGUUAAUAGAGCUGCAAGUACUCUUGAAACAAAAGUCAUGACUUCAGUUGAAAGGGACAUAAUAAGAUCAUAUAUGAUCGACAAAGUUCUACCAGACAUCCGAGCAAAAUGGCCAGAUGGAAAUAGGGUGACGAUAUACAUUCAACAAGACAAUGCACGGACACAUCUUGAUCCAAAUGAUGCACAGUUCUAUCAAGCGGCCUCACAGUAUGGGUUUGAUAUUCGUUUGAGGUGUCAACCAUCAAACUCUCCUGAUCUAAACAUCUUAGACCUUGGGUUUUUUAAUGCCAUUCAAUCAUUGCGAUAUAAGGAGAGUCCAAAAACCAUUGAUGAGCUUAUUGAUGCAGUUGAAAGAUCAUAUCAGGUAUAUCCUCCAAGAAUUUUGAACAGAAUAUUUUGCACCUUACAGACAUGCAUGAUAGAAAUUCUGAAAGGUCGAGGUUUUGACAAGUAUAGUGUUAUGGCCAGUUUUGGCCAUGUGCAGGGGGCAAAGGCGCGCCCUCCACGGGGUGGUCCCGGGAGGCGCGGCCUUGUGUUUCGGGAACAGGAGGCCAUGUCUGAAGAAUGA
This is a messenger RNA of Daucus carota subsp. sativus, 690 nucleotides long. RefSeq lists its product as uncharacterized. The coding region runs from base 1 to 690 and encodes 229 amino acids. The record is from RefSeq and is a predicted model, not a curated record. Gene Ontology annotation, molecular function: nucleic acid binding. NCBI's taxonomy places the organism in Eukaryota, Viridiplantae, Streptophyta, Magnoliopsida, Apiales, Apiaceae. The transcript has a single exon.